Phanerochaete carnosa HHB-10118-sp is the source of this 558-nucleotide messenger RNA. RefSeq lists its product as uncharacterized. The coding region runs from base 93 to 398 and encodes 101 amino acids. NCBI's taxonomy places the organism in Eukaryota, Fungi, Basidiomycota, Agaricomycetes, Polyporales, Phanerochaetaceae. The transcript has 9 exons. The record is from RefSeq and is a predicted model, not a curated record.
UUUACUCUUUCCAGGCGUUCCAAGGGAUGCCAUCUCGUAACUGAAGAAAUACUGGCGCAGAUUGCGCCUGGUCUACAAGAUGUCCGGUAGGAAUGUUGUUCCUAUUCAUCCAGCACACCUCUGCUGCGUUAACGAUCAACGAGAAUUUUGAUUCUGAUGUUCGCAGGGAUAUGGACAUGGCGCUGGACAACAUUGUCCCUGAGAGCCUGAACUGGCGUCACACAGACGAGGGUCCCGAAGAUUCUGUCUCGCACACGAAGACAUCCCUGGUCGGCUCGUCCAUCUCGAUUCCCAUCACUGAUGGUCAGUUGAAUCUGGGUACCUGGCAAGGCAUCUACCUCACUGAGUUCAGGCACGCGCCUCACACCCGAAAAAUCGUUGCGACAAUUCUGUCAUAGGCGCCAUCUCGACUGUUCCUCUGCUAGGUAGCCGCCAAAUACCGUUUUUCUGACAACUUACGGUCAUUUGAUGUUCAGCCGGAGUCCACUGCGCGUGGGCUAUCACUAUCUGUCAUUUCUGACAAAUAGACGUUUGUGCGUCGCAGCACGCACCAUGCAG